Messenger RNA from Acomys russatus (golden spiny mouse), 2219 nucleotides. RefSeq names its product DNA cross-link repair 1C (gene Dclre1c). Gene Ontology annotation, molecular function: damaged DNA binding; 5'-3' DNA exonuclease activity. NCBI's taxonomy places the organism in Eukaryota, Metazoa, Chordata, Mammalia, Rodentia, Muridae. The record is from RefSeq and is a predicted model, not a curated record. The transcript has 14 exons. Gene Ontology annotation, biological process: protection from non-homologous end joining at telomere; interstrand cross-link repair; double-strand break repair via nonhomologous end joining. Bases 96 to 2219 code for a protein of 707 amino acids.
GGGGAGGCGGUGCUCAGGUUCCCGGAAGUGGCACCUAGAGUCAAUGUGUGCCUCUGCUUCCGUGGUGAGCUUGGGGUCUAGCUUUUCUGGGCGGUAUGAGCUCUUUCCAGGGACAGAUGGCGGAAUAUCCCACCAUCUCCAUUGACUGCUUCGACAGGGAGAACCUGAAAGCCCGCGCCUACUUCCUUUCGCACUGCCACAAGGAUCACAUGAAAGGAUUAAGGGCUCCUUCCUUGAAAAGAAGACUAGAGUGCAGCUUGAAGGUUUUCCUGUACUGUUCUCCAGUUACGAAGGAGCUGUUGCUAACUAGCCCGAAAUACAGAUUUUGGGAAAAACGAAUUAUAGCAAUUGAAAUUGAAACUCCUACCCAGAUAUCUUUAGUUGAUGAGGCAUCGGGUGAGAAGGAAGAGGUUGUUGUGACUCUGUUACCAGCUGGUCACUGCCCAGGAUCAGUUAUGUUUUUAUUUCAGGGCCGUAAUGGAACUGUCUUAUACACAGGAGACUUCAGACUGGCAAAAGGAGAAGCUUCCAGAAUGGAGCUUUUGCACUCUGGGGGAAGAGUAAAAGACAUCCAAAGUGUGUAUUUAGACACCACUUUCUGUGACCCAAGGUUUUACCAAAUUCCAAGUCGUGAGGAGUGCUUGAGGGGGAUUUUGGAGCUGGUUCGAAGCUGGGUCACUAGGAGUCCGCACCAUGUUGUGUGGCUGAACUGUAAAGCAGCUUAUGGCUACGAGUAUUUAUUCACCAACCUGAGUGAGGAGCUGGGAAUGCAGGUUCACGUGGACAAGCUGGAUAUGUUUAGAAACAUGCCUGAUAUCCUCCACCAUCUCACAACGGACCGAAACACCCAGAUCCACGCCUGCCGCCACCCGAAGGCAGAAGAGUAUUUCCAGUGGAAUAAAUUGCCCUGCGGGAUCAGCUCCAGAACUAAAACUCCGCUCCACACCAUCAGCAUCAAGCCGUCCACCAUGUGGUUUGGAGAGAGAACGAGAAAAACCAGUGUGAUAGUGAGGACGGGAGAGAGCUCAUACAGAGCUUGUUUUUCUUUCCAUUCCUCCUACAGUGAGAUUAAAGAUUUUUUGAGCUACAUCUGUCCAGUGAAUGCAUAUCCGAACGUCAUUCCGAUGGGCCUCACUGUGGAUAAGGUCAUGGACGUUUUAAAGCCUCUAUGCCGAUCUUCCCAACGUGCUGAACUGAAGUACAGACCACUUGGCAAAUUGAAGAGAGCCAGACCAAUCCAUCUAGACUCAGAGGAGGAAGGUGACCUCUUUGAUGACCCUCUACCAACACCUUUAAGGCACAAAGUUCCGUACCAGGUAACUCUUCACCCUGAGGUAUUUUUCAUGAAGGCACUGUCACAAGACCAGCCCGACCUGAGACGGAGCGCGGGAUGCUGCAAAGCAGAGAGUAUGCGGAGCGUUGCUUUGGCCAAUUUUUUAGACUGUGAAGAAUCCAACAGUGACAGUGAAGAAGAGCUAGAAACCCCACCUUCACUGCAGGGAGGUCUGGGCCCUGAGACGCUCCCCCAACAAAAUGCUGAUGUGGACAUCCCACAGUGGGAAGUAUUCUUCAAAAGAAAAGAGGAAAUCACAGAGGAAUGUUUGGAAAACUUACCUUCCUCCAUAGAGACAGGGGGAUCUCAGUCACCAAAGCUCUUCAGUGACUCGCCAAAGCUUUACAGUGACUCUGAUGGAGAAUCCACCCACAUCUCUUCCCAGAAUUCAUCUCAAUCAACACAUAUAACAGAUCAAGGAAGUCAAGGCUGGGACAGCCAGUGUGACACUGUUUUGUUAUCUUCCCAAGAGAAAAGUGGUGGGGAUAGUACCUCUUUGAACAAAGGUGCCUGCAAACCAAAAGUCAAAGAGAAUAUUUCUUCCUCUCAAAUAGAACAGAAUGCAGUCUGUCCACAGGACACUUACUGUGACUUAAAAAGCAGAGAUGUAAAUGGAGAUUCUUGCAUUGGAGAACCAGACACUGUGAGUGGCAGGAAAUCCCCACUUGAGGAGAAAACACUGCUAACUAGUGCACAUGUGGAUUCACAGAGCUCCUCUGAUUUUGAAAUCCCCUCAACUCCAGAGGCCGAGCUUCCUAAACCAGAGCAUUUACAGUACUUAUAUGGAAAGCUGGCAACAGGUCAGAGUAUAGUUGUUGAAAACAGAAAAUGUUCACCAUUAAGCAUUAAGGAAAGCUCGAAUGAUGUAAAAGAGAAACAUGGUUAA